AUGGCCGCUACCAUCAUCACCGGUGCUGCCUUUGGCGCGGCCCUCACUGCUUCUGGCGUCGAUCAGCCUGCUGUCAUUCUCGGCCAGCUCAAAUGGGAGAAUUACCACAUGCUGCAGGCCUUUCUGACGGCCACUGCCGCCAGCGCCCUCGUCAACUCUGCCGCCAACACGGUCGGCCACGCCAGCUUAAAGCCUCGCCAGUACGCCACCCGUGGCUGGUUCGCCCCCUUUGACGGCAACAUCGUCGGUGGCCUCAUCCUUGGCGUUGGCAUGGCUCUGUCUGGCUCCUGUCCAGGAACCGUGCUGUCUCAGUCUGCCCUCAAUAUUCGCUCGGGCUACUUCGCACUGGCCGGCGGUUUUGUCGGCGGUGCCGUCUGGGCCGUCAUUUUGCGGCCUCGUCUGGCCCGAAAGCUGAAGGAGCGUGUAGAGCGGAAGAAGAAGACGGCCACUGCUGCUGGCACGGCAUCUGUGUCUGAAGAAGGCCUUCCCAUCUCUGUUCCUGCCCUCCUCGGCGUCUCGACAGGCGUGACACUCGCUGUGUACGAAGCCCUGCUGGCUACUGUGGUCGGGGGCACGGCUGUCGUCUAUGGCCCCGGCUCAUACGCUACUCUGUCGCCCGUUGUCGGCGGCUUGUUGAUCGGUCUCGCACAGCUGAUUUCUGUGGCCGUGCGCAAGACGACUCUAGGCGUGUCCGCUGUCUACGAGGACUUUGGCGACUGGUUGAAGUGGGCCACUAGCGGUGACAGCACGAAGAAACCCGCCGUCAACUCUUUCCUCUUUGCGCUGGGCAUCGCGGCCGGCAGCCGUACUACUGUCACUCUCUUCCCAGCCCUUGUUGCGCAUAAUGCAACCUCGUCUGCCUCACUGUCUAUCUCGCCCUCUGCUGCUGUCAUGGGCGGCUUCGCCAUGGCGUUGGGUUCGCGCAUCGCCGGCGGCUGCACGUCUGGUCACGGCAUCAGCGGCAUGUCGUUGAUGUCUCUGCCAAGCUUCAUCACCAUCGGAUCGGCCUUUUUGGGGGGCGGCAUUGCGGCCCUACUACUGUAG
Molecule: messenger RNA, 1044 nt
Organism: Grosmannia clavigera kw1407
Lineage: Eukaryota; Fungi; Ascomycota; Sordariomycetes; Ophiostomatales; Ophiostomataceae
Product: duf395 domain containing protein
Exons: 1
Coding region: 1-1044 (347 amino acids)
Cellular component (GO): plasma membrane
Source: RefSeq, a predicted model, not a curated record